This is a messenger RNA of Oryzias melastigma (Indian medaka), 5517 nucleotides long. It is a transcript of the gene scaf4a, whose product is annotated as SR-related CTD-associated factor 4a. Gene Ontology annotation, molecular function: RNA binding; RNA polymerase II C-terminal domain phosphoserine binding. Lineage: Eukaryota; Metazoa; Chordata; Actinopteri; Beloniformes; Adrianichthyidae. The record is from RefSeq and is a predicted model, not a curated record. The transcript has 19 exons. Gene Ontology annotation, biological process: negative regulation of termination of RNA polymerase II transcription, poly(A)-coupled. Bases 175 to 3666 code for a protein of 1163 amino acids. Gene Ontology annotation, cellular component: nucleus.
GCAACUCCACAUCCCGUCAUGCUUUGCCGUGCCCGCCGACCCGAAAGCUACCAAUGUUAGGCUAGCUGGUGUUAGCUACCGGAGCGGACAUGUUGUUCCGACCCUUUCUUGAAUAAACAUUGUUGUACACCGGGAAUUGGGAGAUAGGGGGAAGGCCCGGAGCUUCUUGCAAGCAUGGAUGCCGUUAACGCCUUUAACCAGGAGCUCUUCUCAUUGAUGGACUCCAAACCCCCAAUAUCCCGAGCAAAGAUGAUCUCCAUCACUAAAUCUGCCAUUAAAGCUAUGAAACUUUACAAACAUGUGGUCCAGAUUGUGGAAAAGUUCAUCAAAAAGUGUAAGCCUGAGUAUAAGGUAGCUGGCCUGUAUGUGGUGGAUUCCAUCGUCCGGCAGUCCAGACACCAGUUUGGACCGGACAAAGACGUGUUUGGUCCGAGGUUCACCAAAAACAUCACAGGAACCUUUGAGAACCUCUGCCUUUGCCCUAUAGAGGAUAGAAGUAAAAUAGUGCGAGUGCUGAACCUGUGGCAGAAGAACGGCGUGUUUAAAAUUGAAAUCAUUCAGCCGCUAUUGGACAUGGCAGCUGGUUCUGGAAGUGGUGCUGCAGCCUUUGAAAGUGCUAAUGACCCAGGUUCUUCACCACCUCCAGCCAAAGAGCCAGUUACCGUGGUAACGGCCAACUCCAGCACCACAUCUGUCCCUCAGCUGCACAACUCUGAUGCCUUUGCUGCUGUGGCGCAGCUCUUUCAGACCUCGCAGGGUCAGCAGCUUCAACAAAUGCUUCAGAACUUCCAGCAGCAGCCUUUGAAACCUGAAGCCAACACUCAGCCGCUCCUCCAAAAUGUCCCAACGGCGCUCCAAAAUGUUUCCGUUGGCCUGAACGCGGUUGCAUCACAGCCUCCUGUGCCCACUCCACCACCCCGCCAGCCCACGCUGUCCUCUCAGCCCGCCCAGCAGAAAACAGCUUUUGACAAGAAGCUGCUGGAUCGUUUUGAUUACGACGAUGAGCCGGAGGCUGGAGAAGAAACCAAGAAAGAGGAAACCUCCUCGCAUGCCCCCUUUAUGCAGCAACCCUCCGCUUUCCCCCAGCAUGCAGAGCACUUUAAUGCACACGUGAUGAACAUGUCGCAAGACUUCUCACAACAGGUUCAGCCCAGUGGAAUUCCAUCAGGGCAGAAUUUUCCGUUCACAAUGCCCCCUAUGGGCCAUCCAGGGCAACCUCUCCCUGGUUCCAGUGCGGCUCCAGGCGUUACAGGAGUGUACCCCCCCCAAAAUGCAUCCCAGCAUAAACAGGAUUUAUCAAUGGAAGCUGACCACGCCCCCAUAAGAGACGGGAGACACGGUCGAAGGUCUCGUUCAGGUUCCAGAUCCCCAAAGAGGAGAAGGUCACGCUCCAACUCCCGCUCGCGCCGGUCCAGGCACAGGCGAUCCCGCUCCCGCUCCAGAGACCGCCGUCACCAUUCCCCACGCUCUCGCUCGCAAGAGCGCCGAGAGAGGGAACGAGAGAGGGAGCGGCGGCAGAAAGGCCUUCCACCUCCCAAAAACGAGGCAGUGAGCAUUUGCAGUACAACUCUGUGGGUGGGGCAGCUGGACAAGAGAACACAACAGCAAGAUGUCGCCUCGCUGCUCGAAGAAUUUGGACAAAUAGAAUCCAUUAAUAUGAUCCCGCCUCGUGGCUGUGCUUAUAUCGUCAUGAUCCACAGACAGGACGCCUUCAGGGCUUUACAAAAGCUCAGCAGAGGACCGUAUAAAGUUAACCAGAAAGCAAUCAAGAUUGCUUGGGCUUUGAACAAGGGCAUAAAGCCUGAAUUCAAACAGUACUGGGAUGUAGAGCUGGGUGUGACCUGCAUACCGUGGUCUAAGGUCAGAGAAGACCAGCUGGAGGAGCUGAAGGAGGGUGGAAUGCUGGAUCCAGAUACUUUAUCACCAGAAUGGGUCGGCUUACGGAAAUCUUUAGACCAAUCAGAAGAACUCACUCAUAACGGUCGCUCGGAGCAACAGCAGAACGAGGAGAUGCAAGGGUUACCGGUUUCUUCUGCAGCUGCUGCUCCACCUGUUCAGGUUCCUCCGAUGCAGCAGCCAGUGGUUGGAAUGGGCUCCCUCCAGCCUCCGGUUUUUCCCGGCCCCAUCGGCAUGCCUCCCCCUUCCUUCACUCCGGGCGUCCCCCCUCCUCCUUUUAUCAGGCCUGGCUUCAACCCCAUGCAAAUGCCCCCAGGUUUUCCUCCUCCAGGACCGAUGGCCUUAGGCCCCCCGCCGACCUCCAAAGGUCGAGUUGAUGACCCCCAUCUGGACCCAGCCGGCCUGGGCAACAAGAAUAAUGAGGACGUCCUCGAGAGUUCCAAUAUGUUCAACAACCAUAUGGCUGCCAUGGGAAACCAGAUUGGUGGCCCUCCCGGUGCCCCGAUAUCUAAUCGACCUCCAGGCCAUCUAGUAGGACAUCCCGGAGGCCUUCCCGUCGGUCCUCCAGGUGGCCCUCCAGUUGUCGGACCUCCGGGUGGCCCACCACUUGGCCCUCCAAUUGGACCUCCGGGUGGCCCUCCAGUCGGUCCCCCUGGUGCCCUUUCAGGCGGGCAUCAGGGAAACCUCCAGUCACUCUCCGGAGGCCUUCUGGGCGCACGACCUGGGAUAAUCCCACUGCAGCGUCCGUCUGUUCCACCGCCACCACAAAUGCAGCGUUUCCCUCCACCCCACGGGCCAAGACCUCCUCACCCAAACAUGCCUCCCAUCCCUCCACAGAUGAUAGCGAGGGGGCCACACCCUCAAAUGAUGCUCCACGAGCCGCCGAAGGGAAACUUUGGGAUUCCUCCUCCUCACAACAUGAGACCUCCUUUUCCACACGGGCACGGUCCUCCUCCUCCUUCUCAAGGUCCUCCCUCUCAAGCUCCUCACUCUCCCUUCAUCAGACCCGGGGGUCCGAGAGGCUUAGAAGGGCCGGAAGAAAUAGAGGACAGGCUGUUUAGGGGAGACCGGCCUGGAUUUAGAGAUCGUGAACAAGAAAGAGAGAGAGACUGGGAUCGAAACCGGGAUCGGGAGAGGGACAGGAGCUUUGGUGGCGGAAGGCGUCCAUUUGCCGACGGCGGCAGAGGAGGCGCCAAUGACAAAAUGGAUGGGAGGGAGAGGCUCGGAGGCUGGCAGGAAGAUGGGAGCAACCGCGGAGGAGGAUGGGACAGAGACCGGGACCGCGACAGAGACCGAGACCGCGACAGAGAUCGGCGGGAUUGGAGGGAAAAGCGAGGCAGCCUCGACAGAGACCGAGAACGGGGGAGGGGCGACGAAGGGGAGAGGGAUCGAGGGAGGGACGAGGGCGGAGAAAGAGUCAGAGGAGAAGCGGCGAGUCGGGAUAGAAGCAGAGGAGACGACAGCAAAGGGGACAAGCCACGGCGGUCAGAACGGCGAGAACGGACCACGCGGUGGGAUAAGGACGACCGAUUGGCCGAAAUAGAAAACAUGGACAGAUUUCGGACACCUAACAGCAAAGACCAAACUAGUGUAAAUCCUGUGGAGACCACUAAAGCUCCAGAGGUAGUACCCUUUCAAAAGAAGGAAGAAUCUGAACAUUUAGCUCCGCCCACAGAGUCCACCAGUGCAGCAGAAAACCCAGUGCACUCGGAGCCCUCCCUUCCAGCUCCAACAGAGUCCACAGAAACAAACAAGGAGCCCGGCUUAUAGGCCUUCAGACCAGAAGAAAAGACACAAAAAGUUUUGUUAGUUAUGUUCAGGAUCAACCGUUUGGUAAAUUAUUUCAAAACAAAACCUGUUUUUCAGGUCGGAAUAAACCAUUUCUGGGUAAAAAGGACAUUUCCUGUUAACGGAUCACUCCAACACAUUUUGUUAGAUUGGUAGCUUUUUUUUGUUUUUUUUUUUAAAUUCAGCAUCUAAAAACAAUUGGAAAACUAGCCAUAGUGAAGUAUUGGCUACUAACUCUAGUUUUUCUUUUUUAAUUUUUAUGUAGCAUUUGCAUAAUUUUUUUCCUGUCUUUAGAGGAUAUUUUGUGGAAAAAAAGUGACUAAAAUGAUCCGAUUCACAUGUUUUAAUGGGAAAAACCUUUUCAAUUUUUUUUUUCUUUUAGAAAAAAAUUCUUUUUAAUUUGCCAAAAUGUCAAACACUGAAUAUCAUCUCAGAACUCUUAAAUAGAGGCUCCAUUGUUUUCUUUUUUUCUAAGUUGUGCGUUUGCCGUUUAGUAUGAUUUGUCGAUGCAGUGUCACCAUUAGGAAGGCAAUGUUUGAAGGGUUUUUCGUUGCCUUUAAGCGAAGUACAUUUGGCUAUUUGAUUAUCAGAAAGAGGUUUUAAAAUAAGAGAAGCCAGUAGUGGUACAAACAAGGAAAUGCAUGUUUCAGUCUUUAACUCCCCCCAAAAAUCUGCUGUAUGUGCUGUUAUUUUGGAUGCUGAAAAAUCUGUGGUCAACUGAGGUCCAAAAAUGUUCAUAAUCUAGUUUUUAAAGCGCCUACCCACUGGUAUUAAAAAACAAAAAUAAUUACAGUGCAAGCUUUUUCUGGUAGUAUCCUUUAUGUAGAUACGGUUGUAAACAUUUGUUUUUAAUAUAUUUCUUGAUUCAUUAAAUAAUUUACUUUUUUUUCAUUGAACACAGCAUCUUUGACGAAUUAUAAAUUUCUGCUUCUUAAUGACAUUUUCCCUGUGCGAACAUGUUUGAUCACAAACCAAUUUGUAUAGUUUUAGGUCAAACUAACCUCGAGCAAAGGCUACAUCUAUAUAUUUGUGCUUAUUCAGUCAAGUGGCAUUUUACUUGCAUGAAAAUUGGAAAGGACAAAAUGUUGAGUAACCUCCAUGUUCUGAUGAAACGUUAUGGUGGGUUAAGGUUGUUCUUGGAAUUGAACUGUGCAUAGGUUUUUAUGAAAACAAAUCUAAUACAAAGUGAAGUGACGUCACAAACGCUCUGGAAAUCUGUUUUGUCUUAUCACAUUCUGCCUCGUCGGUUUUCCAUUCUUCUAUUUAGGAAAGUUGCAGUUAUAAUCCGGAUGUGCAAAAAUACACGUCUAUUUAGACUGAUGGAUAUUGUCUGCUUUCUUUUUCUUUUGAGUUGAUCUUUUGGUCUUAAAGAAACUUUUUCCCCAAAGCCAAAAAAGCCCAGUUUAAUCUAAAUGUUCCCUCAUAGCUCUCCUAUCCAACAACUUUUCAUCUUUUUGAAUCAUUUUAAUGCAUUUAAAUCUAAAAUCAGAAUUAAAAGAAACCUCCCCACUAACUUAACACAAAAGCAGCAGGAGUGGAGCUUCUAAUUUGAUGAAAGGAAGGGUAUUGCCUCGGACACUGCUGUAAAUAUGCUUCUAUCACUGAUGAUUAAAGGUGUUAUGGUAAUUGUUGUUAAUAAUGUUAUAUGUUCAAUCUGAAAUGAAAUGAUGCAGAAGAAACAACGCGUUUGUUUGCUUUAACAUUUUUAAAUCCUAGUGGUUUGAGAAUUGACAGAUGUUUUUAUGGUUUGUUUAAAGUACAGAAGACAUGGACAUGAAUGUCAAUGAUUCAGCCACAGGAAACUUUUUAAUAAACUAUUUUUGUACCAAAUUG